AUGAUGGGCUUCCCGACUCAAAAACUGCAGCCCUACACGCUGUACAUCACGGUCUCCGUUCCCGAAAACCCGCCUGAGCCACCUCAAGUCGCGGCUCGCAAGUAUGACUACGAGAUGAAUGGUGUUAUCGAGAUUUGCGAGAAACAAGAAGCCGAGGGAACUGUACGAUAUGUUCUCGGUGCAGCUGACUUUGACUGGGGAAUCUACUGGCAUCGCGAUCUUGGUGACGGAACAUGGUAUACCUAUGAAUUCUGCGAGCCUGCCAUGUGGAAAGGACCACCUGGACUGUACAAACGGUGGACAUACCGCCGAACUGACGUGAAGCAAUCUCCUCGUCUCCAUCGUCAUGUUGUCGGGCUCGUUCAAGUCAUGCGCAUUCCCGACAUUGGCGAAAAAAUCACUGGUUUUCUCGACUGGCUGGCGCCUCUCGUCGGUUCCAACACACGAAGGGAUGACACAUUUGCGACAACCAUUUACAUCCAAACACGAAUGUUUGUGGCUCAUGAGCGCCAGAUAGUCGACAAAGAAGUGGAACAGUUCGAUGCCGCCAACUUGAUCUAUCGGGUGACGCAUAGUGCCUAUCGCGAAGUCUGGUACUCCUUCGGUGGACAUCUCCCACGACCUAUCUAG
Fusarium venenatum is the source of this 630-nucleotide messenger RNA. RefSeq lists its product as uncharacterized. NCBI's taxonomy places the organism in Eukaryota, Fungi, Ascomycota, Sordariomycetes, Hypocreales, Nectriaceae. The record is from RefSeq and is a predicted model, not a curated record.